Messenger RNA from Lasiosphaeria miniovina, 1084 nucleotides. RefSeq lists its product as uncharacterized. The transcript is spliced from 2 exons. NCBI's taxonomy places the organism in Eukaryota, Fungi, Ascomycota, Sordariomycetes, Sordariales, Lasiosphaeriaceae. Bases 369 to 818 code for a protein of 149 amino acids. The record is from RefSeq and is a predicted model, not a curated record.
GUUCCUUGAAAAUUCUUCAUAUUAAAAAGCCAUCUGACGUCAAGUUGCCAAGAAUCUCAGUUGUCUUGUCAGCGCGCUGCGUGACCAUGGGCACAAUUGGGAUCUUACGAGCUCGCUCUAGACGCGAAGAGCGACGGCUGGAUACGAAGGGCACGAGACGGGCCGUAUUGGCUGCAAAUUGGAUGCAUCGACAACGUGGCGCAGAAUCUUGAGACUUUGAUAUAUAAAGCGGCAAUUGUCUCUGGUUGUCGAAAGUAUCCGAACUUCCUCACCACGGCAUCAUUUGAUCAUCAUCACAGCUCAUCAAAUCCUUCCACAUUCUCGCUUACACACGCUCACCUGCCUCAGACUCUUCCAACACCUUCAACAUGAAGUCAUUUACCAUCCUCGCCGCCGCCCUUCUAGGCUCUACCGUGUCUGCCGCCCCCGUCGAGCCGCGUGUUGUCGCGCAGGAAUUCGACGUGACCGGUUUUAGCGCUGGCUGCGUCCCGCACGGCACCCAGUGCUCAAUCAGCUUCCAGGUCGCGAGCAACGAGACGCCGUUCCCGACGACGUGCACCUUCACGGGCGCGCCGCUGGGCGUCGGCUCGCUGCCCGACGUCGGCUUCACCGCGUGCGCGGACCCGUCCGUCGCUUGGUCAUUCCGCGCCGUGCCCGUCGGGUCUGGCGCCGCCCCCUUCUACGAGCUCGCCCUCGCCACUGCCGAGCAGAGCCUUGCGGCUGCCAAGUUCUUCCCCGCGUCCGACUUCCCGAUCGUUAAUGACGGCUCGUCGUUCCACCAGACCUAUACGGGUGCUGGUAGUUUUGUUAUUGCUUAGUUGGCUGGAUGCUUGCAGGUCCAUUGAGCCCGGCUGUUAGGUUAUUGAGCUGACGGCGGUUUAACGAGAAGAGAUGGGCUACGAGUGAUAAGAAACAUAAAGAAUAGGGUACCUAGCCAAACAAGGAAUGCGAUAUUUUGUUUGCUUUCGUUUGAGUUUGUUCGUGAUGAUCUAGACUAUUACACGCCUUUAACAAAAAAAGUGAACUUAAUGUGCAAUUUAACAAACAAGAAGGCGGGAAUAGCCUAGAGGCCUUCACUUUUUCA